UCCCUUGUGCUUUCGUUCGCAAGCGCGGCCCGUCGGAUUCUCGUUUCCUCCGUGUUACACACGCGGUCACCUACACCUACGCUCGAACGUGCACACGUACACGUACACCCUCGCGUUUUACCCCUCUGUGUUCCCCUGUCUACGUAACACAGAGCCGCGCGCACACACAGAGCCGUCCGCCGUUUUCCUACCUACCCUCGUGGUCGCCUCGUGGACCUUCCCUUUCGACUUCCGCAAUACAGCCCUGAGAGCAGUUACGCGCGCCCUUCGGUUGUCGUUCGUCUUCCCCGUUCUUUCUCUCCCUCGUGUUCGUGCAUUAAAUUGUUACGUCCAACACUUAUCGAGAAACUAUCUCUAUCUGGCCCGACGAGAGGAAAAAAAAUUUGGAAUUUGAAAUUUUUUGACAACUUCGUAUACUUGGCUUACGCUGGAUUAACAUGAUGAUUCUAAUGCGCCAAAAAUGUCACGUGUGCCGUUCGUGCCGACUACCAAGAACGAAAGUGCUUUAAUUCAUUAAUGAAUAUCGCACGCGUCUUUUGUGAUAUAGUGAUUAGAGUGUUAUAUUUAACAUUCUACAUGAUUGAUAUCCUACCAAAAGUCAUUGUUAGACCUUUGAGUGAAGUUAUGCAGUGAUAUCAUACUACAACAUUAAGUUCGUGAUUAUGUAUUAGAAGAGGGAAUUUGUGAAAAUUACGCAUACUGAGCUGCAGUGACCGUUUACGGUCCGUCGAGUUUUAUCUCUACGUGUAAUCUCUGGAAUUAGUGCUGCGUUAUUUGCUAUUCGGUUUAUACAUCGCAACAACAUGGUCGACUUCAUCGCCUAUCCGGAGAUCUCCUAUCUCUACGAUGAAUUUAUGAUGGGUGUGACGGGCGACCGGCUGGCCGGGGGCGCCGCACACCUCCUCCACCUCUUCUUCUUCUUGCCACGACCACAACACACAAUGUAACAACUACUACUACUACUACUACUACUACUACUACUACUACUACUAGUGUCGUCCGCGCGAACCACGUUCUCAAUGUACUCGAUGUGAUGAACCGUCCUAUUCAAGUGAAGCCAGCGGACAGUGAAAACCGCGGAGGCUGUGCCUUCGUGAAACUUUCGUCGCACCAAGAAGCACUGGCAGCAAUAAACUCUCUACACGGUAGCCAAACUAUGCCGGGUGCGUCAUCCAGCAUAGUGGUAAAAUUCGCAGACACUGAUAAAGAGAGACAGAUAAGACGCAUGCAGCAAAUGGCCGGGAACAUGAGCAUCCUUAACCCCUUCUUCAAUCAUUUCGGCGCUUACAACGCUUACGCUCAGCAGCAAGCAGCGCUUAUGGCAGCCGCAACUGCACAAGGAACGUACAUCAAUCCAAUGACCGCGUUGGCAGCUGGACAAUUACCGCAUACAUUGAACGGCAUGCCAAAUCCCGUGGUCCCACCAACUUCUGGUUUGCUCGUAGGUACCGGCACAGGGCAACCGGUUAACGGGGCACUACCGUCGUUACCGUCGCCAACGAUGCCCAAUUUUAACAUGGCCGCUCAAACGCCGAACGGCCAGCCGGCAGGCUCGGAUCCAGGUGUCUACACCAACGGAAUACCGCAGACUUAUGCGGGACAUGCCCUCCAUCUGUCCAUUCCAGCGCAGGGGUUGGCCAACGGGGAGGCGGCACUUCAGCAUGCCGCCGCGUAUCCUGGAAUGCAGGCUUAUGCUGGAGUGGCCGCUUACCCCGCCGUCUACGGCCAGUUUCCUCAGGCUAUUCCUCAGCCGAUGACCGCGGUGGCACCCACGCAGAGGGAAGGAUGCUCUAUCUCAGGACCCGAGGGCUGCAACCUGUUCAUCUACCACCUGCCCCAGGAGUUCGGUGAUGGCGAGCUCAUGCAGAUGUUCCUCCCGUUUGGCAACGUCAUCUCCUCCAAAGUCUUCAUCGAUCGGGCGACCAACCAGAGUAAAUGCUUUGGUUUCGUGUCGUUCGAUAAUCCAGCGAGCGCGCAAACAGCGAUCCAAGCGAUGAACGGCUUCCAGAUAGGGAUGAAACGAUUAAAAGUCCAAUUGAAGAGGCCCAAGGACGCCAGCCGGCCAUACUAACCCACGUCCUAGCCUAGAAAAUCUGGACGAGUCGCGCCCUAUGCCAGAGUAUUAAAGAGUAUCGUCCGAGAAACGUGAACUCGAUGGACGCUCGACGAUCAGGAGUGAUGAGUUGAAUCACCGUUACAACGCUCUCCGCCGUAACAACUUAGUAUACUAGCUAGUUAAUUCAUUAGAGGAUAAAAAUUUAGAGGUCAGUAGGACAGCGACGGCUUCAACGUCGUUGAAGUUCGUGCGGCGGCGGCGAAGAGGCGAAUGCGAUGAAGGAUGUUCUGCGCUGAACCCAGGCUCCAAAAGGAAAAGCCGAAAAGAGAAGAGGACGCGAGGCACGCUGAGACGACGUUUCCCAGAUGUUCGGAUAACCGGAAUUCCGUCGAUAGGACUUUCUCUUGUCUUCUUUUCGUCUACUCCCACUAAAGCAACAAUCUGCAUGUUCUUUUCAUCCUCCGCGAGUUUAGUCUCUGGUCCCUACUGCCAGGUGAGAGAUUACGUUCGAGCUCGAGGACGAGGGCGCGAAUGGACACGGAGCGUGCGACGAAACCUUUUGUGAACAUCUCUCGAGGAUUCGAUCAUCCCGGAAGCACUGGAAGUAUUUAAACUGACUCACGUCGUCCGGAUGUACACGGCGACGAUAUUCCGCUAUAGUUACACGCGCGAGUCACAAAUAUCGCGCGCCCCGCGACGAUCGUCCAGCAUUAAAACCGACAAUAGCUAAAAUCGCGAAAUAUCCCGUCGAUAAAACGCCUCUAGAGACGUCUCGUCGUGUUCGUUGCGACUAGUCCGAUGAUGCACAGCGCGGAAAAGAUGCCACGGCAGAGGAGAAAUUCGCCGAGCUCGGCCGGACAUCUGGCCAGAUUGAUCCUCGGCGGAGCUCUCGACGAGGACGGAUCAUCGUGUCCGUCGGCCGGACACAAAACAACCUCCGAUGAUCAUCGUAGUACGAGAGGCCGACGAACUUUUUGUACCGCACUUAGCGAGCGAUAUAGUCGUCGCGAUCAAGAACCCCGCGCGUGUCAUCCCCUUCGAUGAUGACAACGACGACGACGACGGGAUGGAUAAUAAUCUCCGCGCGACUGACGAAAGUAGGAUAAAACACAGGCUCGUCCCCGAAGACGCGGACGAGGUCCGAUAUCUCUCUCCCAAAAAGACAAAUGUCAAUCAUAUGCUAUACAGGGUGCUCGUCUGACGAAACGCGUCUGAAAACGUUGAAAAAAUAGAAAAAAGACAAAAAUGUAAAAAAAAAAGAGAGAGAGAAAAACAGAGAAUUAAGCGGCGAACAUGGGCUCAGCGCCGGUCCGACAUCCCAGCCGGAUAUCGGGUUCUCCUUAACGUUUAAGGUUUAAACACGUACGAUGCGCUGUAGAUUUUAUAUACUGCAGAUAGAGGAGUGAGAGAGUGAAAGAGAGAGAAAGGAAGUGUGUGCGUGAAGAGGAGUUUGCGCACGUCGUGCUGCGCGUCGAGGAGGAAGCGAGAAAAGUCCUGUCCUACUCGUGCGUGCCCGCACGGUGCUCGUCCUCCGCGACUAAUAGUUCUUAUUACUACCUAUGGUUAUGGUGAUUAUCAUUAUAAUUAUCGCUAAGUAAGUGACGCGCGAGUUUCCGGCCGAAAGUAUAAUCUACUCCGUUGUGUGGUUCCUGCGUGAACAUCGAGAGAGGAAAUCGCGUGUGAGGGCGCGAUUGCCCCGCCCGUCCCGCCAUCGAUCCCGCGGCUCCGGUCCGAUUUACGGAUCGACGAUCAACUUUGCCUGAUCGGUUAAGCAUCGCCCGAGAAAUGUCAGCCAGGCUGUGAUUGUCCAGACGAUGACGAUGUCGCCAAUGAUAGUCCUCUUUAAGUUUUGUUUAGUAAUGACGCUGUCUUCUGUUGUUGUUGUUGAAAUAGGAAGAAAUAGGAAGAAGCGCGAGGGAAAAACCAAAGAAAAUAUGAUAGAGUAAUAACAAUUAUGUAAAAUGCAAUAUUUAUCCUAGAAUCGCUUGCCGUCUUUCUUUAGACUACGAUGCAGAAAGGGGAACAAACAGGAAACUAGGGAAUAAUAUUUUUUUACGUUUGGUUUUAUUUUUUAAGUGUAAUAAGGAUAAGUUUAGGGAUGAAUUAUGGGGGCUCUGAUUGUCGUGCAAUGAUUUAAUUGAUUAUAUGCUUUAUUCUCGAUGUUGGCCGGGACUCUAAAACCGAUGACAGAUUUGAACUUAUCUUUUUCAUAGAAGAGGACCGCGCGCUGCCGGACGCGAGUUCGGUAUGCCCAAUCGAUCAAUCAUGUGUGUUCAUGCGGAAUUCCUGUGACUGAAAUAGACAAAACAUUGAGCAUUUCGCGUGCGAUGCCCGGUCGGAUACGCAGAGUGUCUCGAGCGAGUUCGCGAAAGAAAACCAAAGAACAGGGAGAAGGAGGGGCGAGGGAGGGGAAGAUGGGAGAAACAGGAGAACAGACCGAAUAUAUAAAAUACGCGUAGGAUAGGUGAUAGGGUAGGCGAGCGAUGGAGCGGAGAGGAAAACUCUGAUCCAGCAGAAAUAAUCAUCCAAAGUACCAACACAUAUAUAUGUAUAUAUAUAUAUGAUAAAUAUUAUAUAUAUAAUAUGAUAUAUAUUAUAUAUAUAAAAUAUAAUAUUAUAUGCGUACGCAUACAUACACAUUUACGUACGUGAUGUGUGUACAUGCGUAUAUGUGCAUCGAUAUGAAAGGAAAUCGACUUAGUAAAUUAUUUUAGUUUUAGCUAAAUCAACAUCUAAUAAAUUAUUACGCGGAGCACACGCAGGGAGGGGGAACGAGUUUAGUGAGACGAGAAAUUGCUUGGUCCGGCGCGCUGCCACGGCUACUUUACGUUUAUAUUUAUUGCAUUAUAUACAGAUACACACGUACAUAUACAUAUACAUAUAUUUAUAUACAUAUGUACCUAUGUUUUUGGACGAGCAAGAAUCUUCUCGUUUUAUAAUCCGCUCCGCGAAUUUGUUGCUCGUCCGAAUAUGCAACGCGCGCGAUACGCGUGUUCGCGCGACGCACGUGCGCAAUUAACGGACACUCAGUGUACGUGGCUCACGCACGUGCGCGUGUGUAAUCAUGCGUGCACACGUGUGUACGUACGAGGCUAAUUAUACGACGAAGAGAAAAGCGCUUGGAGAAGGACUUGCUAGUUACGAAUUGACUAUAUAUAUAUAUGUGUGUAUAUAUAUAUAUAUAUUCCUAUACACAUAUAUAUACACAUAUAUAUAUAUAUAUACCAAAUAAUGCUAAAAUGACAAAGAUGAAGGGAAUAAUAAUGAUAACAAUUAUUUAUGGUACAUAUACAUAACUUAUACAUUACAGUAACGUAAACAUACACAUAUAUUCUUGUCAUUUUUAGAAGGUUAAAUUUAUAUAAUAUAUACAUAUAUACAUAUGUAUAUAUAUAUAUAUAUAUGAAAAAGGGGGAAGCUAUUAACGACGUCGGGCGUAGUUGACUUAACAACAGGAGACUCGCGGACAUUUAUAGGAUGCGCGAAAGUUCAUCGUGAUAUUAUCGGCAAGAUCGUAGAUAAAUCUUUGCCGCGCCGCACACUCCAACUCGUGCACGGAUGCGAAGUGGAAAUGAGCAGCCACAAUCUCGUUAAUCGUCCAUGCAUAAAUCUCUCUCUUUUAAAGUUUUUGAUAGCAUUCUUUGAAGAAAGAUAGAAUAAAAUACAAUAUAAAAUAUAAUAGAAGAUAAUACGAAGAAUUUUAUUUUAAUAUAAAUAAUUAUGAGAUAUUCUUCAUUGUAAAAUAAUUUUUCAUGUAAAACAUUUAAUUUUUCGUAGACUGGCUAUCACAAUAAUAUUGUAACAUUGUUGAAUUUGAGAGUAUUUAAAUUUAUCUCAACAAUCGUGUCGAGAUAGCACGCCUCAAUUUAAAUUCGAAAAACGUGAUAUAAAAUACGCAAUGUCUUUUUAACAAUCGCGCGGUACUGUUUUUGUUCUUCUCGUGAUUUCAAUUUGAGCUAACGGGUAAUCGCCGUGGAAACCACAUAUGUGCACACGCGGAGGUGUCUAUAAAUCCUUCACGCAUGCAUAAAUAUAAUUAGAGAGCGCGAUCAGCCUGCGUGCCGGUCUAUGCCAAAACUGUGCGCGCCUGCAGGAUGAGAUUAUCGCCUCCGCGAGCGGACAUUUCGUUUCUCACGGAUGAUCGUCAAGAGUUCUGUGGUACACGUGCACGGGGUCUGUGUGACGUACUUGCGCGAGAUACGGUUGCAAGAUGAAUGAAUCGGAUCGGAUCGGAAUGGAUUAGGCGCUCGUCUACGAUUCUCCUUGUCCGUGGAUAGAUACGUCGGUCCGAUCGCGUAGAUUGAGUCGGACGGUUUCCGUCCCUCCGGGUGAUUCUCCAUCGAGACCGUAAUCACGCGGGAGUGGCGCAUGCUCGUUCAAACAGCGAAGUUGCCACGGUUUUUCUUUCAACUGGAUCGCGUUCGUUCUACAAUUACAUCGUCUCGCAAUCGACGAGAGACGCGCGGAAAUUAGGUGAUGAAGUAGGGAAAAUCUUUGCCACGUCUCGUAGCGAUGGGAUCCGAGGGAUAUGUUCUCUGUUCCCCAUCGAUUUUCGAUACGGUUAGGAUAUCCGGUUUUAUCGGGAUGCUUUCUGCGUUUGAAUGUCUCGCGCGAGCCGCGGUAGAUCCCGAAUAGUUCGAUUCUUCCGUGGAAUUAUUCGAACGUGUUCUUCGCUCUCGUGAGGCGUGCAAAUUUCAGGGAGCGAGUGAGAGAGAGAGAGAGAGAGAGAGAGAGAGAAAAGUGAAGCACGAGAUUACCUUCGAGCGAGAAGCUCCAACGAAAUCCAUUUGAAAGAAAUCGCAAACCGACACGACGCAGAGUGGACGUCCGAAGAUAGAAAUUCAGAAAAAAAGGUGGUGUCAGAUCGCUCACAUGAGUACUUGUAGACACACGCGCAUCGCGCGAAUCUCCUCUCAUGUGCACAUAUACACACAAUCACACACACACACAGACACACACACACACAAACAACACACACGUACACACACAUUAAGAGACACGUAUACUGGAGAUGCUUCUAUGCAAGCACCAACUGAUAAUAUCACUACAAUCUAAGCUUUUUAAAGUCUAAACAGUACUAUUAGCGAAUAUCAAGGAACACAACCUACCCUAAUAGAUACCGUAAUGGAUAACGAUAUAGAUACAUAUAUAAAUAUAAAUAAUAUACAUAUAUAAAUAUAUAAAUACGAAGUUAACGGCUAUUGUAACAAAAAAAUACAACUAUUUUAUCCAAACAAAGUUUUUGCUACAACCGAAGUAGUGUGCAUCUCGCUAUAAAGUAAAUGAGACUUAAACUAAAAGAAAAAAGGAUAUUCUUAGCUCUAAGGAAAAAUAAUAAUAUGAUAAUAGUGUAAUCCGUGAGGAUCGGCUUUCAAUUUAUUUUUACAUAACGUGAUUGUAAUGCUGAGACGAAUUCGAUGCUCGCAAUUAAAUGUUCUGAAUUCUGGGAGGCGACGUGCACCCGCACGCAAAAUCCCAGACGUCAGAAUGCACCGCGUCCGAGAGAAUCGGGUACGCGAUUCUCGUAUCAAUUCGAGGCGUCCAAUCCACCGCGUAAAUUCAUUUGCAUCAACUAAGCGAAGAUUGUCGAUUACACGGGUCGGUUGCCAAAUGAAAAUCGAUACUCCGAAUAGUCUGGGAUGCACAUACACUUUGUCUGGGAUGCAAACGGAUUCCCGCGGUUUCUCGAUAUCGAGUGAAUAUCUAUCCAAAUUUAGCACGGAGACACGAUGAACUACAAGAAUAACACGAAAAAUAGAGAACAGGAUAUAAUGUACAAUAAGAUAAUAAUCGUAAGCAUUAAUCGAUUAGAAAACAAGUAGUUGACGGUUAAAACAAACGAGAAUUAUAUGUUUCCUACAAGCUCGGCGCGAUGAACAAAUCUGUCGCAUAAAUAUCUGUGCUCCGCAUUGAAAUAUAGCAUAUGAUUGCGUUCUCCUGCUUAUUUUUUUCGACGUUCUCGUAUCUUAUUCGAUCAAUUCAUCGUGUCUCCGAACAACGCAAAUCACGAAUUCGAUGUCGACACGAACGUCCGUCAAUCUCGCGCCGCGAAUCUCGGCUGGCGUCCCGCGAACGAACGACGAGCACGCGAUUGGAUAUGUGUGUGUGCUGUUUUCGUAAUUCCUAAUUCAUCGCGACUCGCCAAGAGCGGCGAGAGGGCAGCGCGUGGUGUCGAUAUUUCGCGGUCGGUUGCCGUUGUACGCGCGCGAGGUAGACACGAUAAAAAGGAAGACGAGAAAAUUCCACGCUCUCUCGCUCCGAGAGAAGGGAACGAACAUCGGACACACCAGCAGCAGUAGCACCCGUCACCGCACCAACACGAAGAAAACAGCCAAAAAACCUAUCAACCCUCACGACACCGCUACGCCGCGUUGUUACCAAGUCCCAAUUAGACGUAGUAGAAACGUAAAUUGGAAUCAAGUCACGCGCGCCGCGAUGCGAUCCGGCAGCCGUGGUGUCGGUGAUACUAGGAAACAGGGUAUGUUUUUUGCAAUUAUUUGCGUAAACUUGUAAAAAAAAAAAAGGGUGGAGUUAACGAGUAAUAAAUACAUCUUCACGUAUACACGCAGGACACGCACUCGCACAAAACCCAAACAUACACACACGCACACACACACGUACACACAGGAGAAUCUCACGUACAUACAUGCAGAUUCGCGCACGCAUAUGUACACAGGGGGGUAUCGCAAACACGCGCCAAUCCACGAGGGAAUCCACGAGUGUCGCGCAUGAUGAAACACAGACACCGAGAGAGGCGAGCGGGGCUGAGACGCUUAACCGAGGCCGCUGAUCGCAACUGCUCGUACUAAAUGAUGAUACGAGUAAAAACUCUAAAAGCUCACUGUGUGUGUGUGUGUAUCGUCGUCGUCGUACAGACUUUUCAAGCGCGAAACGUUAGAGAACUCGUCGCGGAUUCGGGGGUGAGUUUCAUCGUCACGGUUUGAGAACGAAGCCGAGAGUUUUUCAGCGGGCCGUCCUAGUAUCGCGCGUAUUGCCGAUGGAGCCUUAAGUUUCCUUGUCCCCCGCGGAGGUGCGCGUUCGCCGCCGGAAUCCGUUCGUUCUCGCGGUGCCGAAAAAAAGGGGAAAAAAAAACCAAAAAAAAAAGGGAAAAAGAAAAACGUCCGUAUUUUGCGGGGUACACCCGCAGGACGCCGCGGGCACCGCCGUCGUCGGGAACACGUCGCGUUUCUCCGGUGAGUACAACCACCCCCUCGUUCUUCCUUCCUUGUAAUUCCCGCGUAAUUCUCUCCUCUUCUUGCAAUUCGCUUCUUCUCUCCUCCCCACCACCUCCCGUCUAUCUCGCUUCGACGUCGCGAUCGCUUCGUCGCCAUCCUCCUCCCUCCCUCCACAAGGUUUUUUUCGAUAAUCGACGGGAAGGGGGGGUGGGGGGCAAACGUACGGGCCGCGACGACACGCUAGCUAUAACUCGCCGACGUUCAGGGCGACCGAUGUCAAUUCUUUCAGGUACGCUUACGCGCUGUUACAUGACGAGAGCGACCGAAAAUUCGCAUUUUUCUGUCCUUUUUGCUUUCGACGUGACGAAACGCGCGCUAAUGUGACUAAUGUAUAGGCGCGCGGGGAUCCGAAACUGAGCCAUCGUACCUUCGCCGCGCGUCAUCGCGAAAUCGCGCGCACGUCCUCGCGAGAGGGUCCGUUCUCACGCGGUGUUAUCAUCCCGUGCCUCUCUACCCGGCCACUACUUCGAUCGACUUACCCGGGACCAAUCGUUCCUUAUCAAUCCCAAAGAACAGUGCGUUUCCUAGUUAUGCUAUGCAACACGCGCGAGAAAUCAUUUAGGUGACGCGAAAAUCAACGCAGCCAGUCCGGAUUACAGCGAAGUGUGUAAUUUUCUCCUUGAAGGCAUUGGCUUUCCUUUCCCAUUCUCGCUUUCCUCCCUUCCCCCUCCGCCCUCUCCCUACUUCUCGGAGUAGAUACGCGAGCCCGCCUUGGACCAACGACACGCGAGAUGACGAGCGCGCGGGAGAACGAGGCUUUUCUGCGCCGCGCUUAUGAUGCGAACGACGAAUUUUAACGAUGGGGAAGCAACUUUAUAUUUCUAGAACACUAGAAACUCUUAACGUGUAACGAGCUUAACUUAGUGCGCUGAUAUACUUUGUAACACGAACUUUCCCCGAUUUUCAAAGAGUCUUUUCUUUCUUGUAAAGCGAAUGAGAUAACGCGUUCGUUAAACGAGCGCGUGUACCUUUGCACAGAUUGGGAUCCAUCGGCUCAUCUGUAUACCGUUCGCUGUCGUUGAGAAAAGCGGGACGGUACGGAUAACGUGACUUGGUGCUUUCUUCUCGCUCGCGUUCGCCGAGUGAGUGAGAGUUAUCCUACUCCUAUUCUUCAAAUCCCCGAUCUGUCGUUUUCAAAAUUCGCACUCUUUCUCUUUAUUCAGUUGAACGAUUGCUUCUGUACUGAUACUUGUAUACGUUGCCACGUCUUCAUUAAAAAGUUAUUCUACUUCGAUGAAUUGAAAAAAAAAAAAUAAGAAUUGAGACAAUCGCGUAUUGAGACCAGAGGCGCGCACAAAACGUCUCCACUUCAGGCGUUCGAGCUUGAUAAUUUAUAUCGCCUAGGAUCGACAUUCUUUUAAACAAAGUGGAAACAAAUGAAAUUCGAAGAAUGGAAAAAAAGUGAGUCUGAAUUAAGCUCAUCAAGCUUGCCAGACUCAAGAUUUCUUUAAUUACUACAUUUAAUGUUUCUGGAAAUUUCGAAAUAAUGGUAUUACAAAACACGAACACACGCAAACGUACGACAUUGAUCAGUGAUACACUAAUCAUUGCGGACGCGAAUCAAAUUCGGAUUACGAAACCCUCUCGUUCACAUUACGAAUUCACAUAAAAAUUAAUAUAUGCAUUUUGCUCCUAACAAUGACUGAAUGAGAUUUGUAGAAACUUAAGUGAAGAAUAUAGGUCAUAAAUGACAGAUAGACACGUGAUAGACAACUGAAUCUCGAUAUUUGAUUGACAUGAAUUACGUAUCACGUAUCGCAAAGGUAGAGGCUUGCCUAUUCUGCGAUUUACAAUCUGGACCUUUGGCUACUCUCAUCUGCGGUUAGCUAAUUAACAAUUUGCAGUUCGCAAUCCGAAUCCAAUUCGCGUUCGCAAUGCGUAGUCUGUUACGAGCUAUACGUGUACACGUUGUUGUUUCGAAAUUUCAAUUUCCAGAAACAUCGACUGUAUUGAUUGAAGAAAUUUUGUAUCUAUAUUGAGCUUUGAAUCAGACUCGAGUUUAAAAAGCUCGAGCAUAAAGCCCGCGACACAUUACUCAUUGCGAAUACGGAUCGGAUUCAAAUUGCAAACUGCCAAUUAUUAAUUAGCCAAUCAGAUAAAAGCAACAAAAAAUCCGGAUUAUAAAUCGCAAAAUAGGUGCUCUUUUUUUUGCAGUACGCAAUUCAUGCUAAUGAAUAUUGAGUCGAUAAUUAGAAACAAAAAGCAUAUAUUCAUUUUUUUUUAACUCUUAGUAUAAACAGAGAAUCCAGGGAGAUUCAAUGAAUCUUGAUAACAUGCGCAGUAAAUCAAGUUUAUAUUAAAAGUUCGAGAGUCAAAAGCCUGCAAGGUGGAGACAUUUUAUACGCCUCUAAUUGAGACACGUGAGAGAAAGCAGCGCAAUCUCUAUUUAUUUGUAAGUCGAUAAUAGAAUCUCGAAUAUCUUUCUACCAAUAUUUUUACAGAAAACAAAAAAUUUCUUAAACACAAUUGAAUAAAAUUUUUCCAAAAUUAAGGAAAAAAUUACUGAAGUUUAAUAACGAUUUUUGCAAUUGCUCGUUCUAAAGACUUUUCCAUGUGUCUUAGUAUAUUCGUCCAAUUCUUCGAUUAUUCUCAAACUUGUUUCAUUUCCGCCGAAUCUGAAUUCGCCGAAAUUAUUUCUGAAUUUGAAAGCAUAACGAUGAAACGUCAUCGAUAUCUUGCGAUUAUUAAUAACGCUCUAGUAUGCGAGGAUCAGAAAGAAAUGUAGUUGCGUAGUAAAAAAUGUCGAUUCGUGGCGAUGAUACGAUAUUAUCUUCCCAAUUACUUUUUAUGUUCAUCCAACGAGAAGAUAAAGGAUCGACAAAACUCAUUCGAGAUUAUACCUGCAUUGCGAAAGAAGAAGCAUUAUCUUAAUUUCUAACGAAGAUUUAGAAUGAGUGACAACAAGCAACGCAAAACCGAGAAUUCAACAGUAGUGGACAUAGCGAUAUUCCACAACUCCAUUCAGAAAUAUGUCAUUUUUAUUUAAUCUUUAAUACUUUUGAAACGUACAUCGAAGCUGAGCGAGCUUGACGAAAUAAUCAUAAACGAUUAGAAGGCCGUACGUCACGAAUCGAUUGUAAAAAGCCGUUAUAGUUCUUUGCGUUAGAGAGUUUACAAAAACGUAUCGAGAAGAGAAAAGCCACGGAUGUUAGAGCAAGGAACGCGUAACUAAGAACGCAAGUAGGGCUUGUGGUACGUAGUUCUUACGAGAUGCUGGAUAGCGGUUUGAAAAGAUUCGCAUAUAGCGUAGUUUUAUAUAGCGAGCCAUCUCUUUUUAGGCGUAUAAGAAAAUGGAUAUAUACAUAAUGAUUAUAUGACUAUCGCUAACGCGCGUACGUGUUAGAACUAAACACACUAUAAUCAUCUGUCACGAGAGUAGAAUUUACACACGAAUCACACACUGGUCACAGCGCUAAAAGUGCGUCACCCUCUUACAUGCUCGAUAUAUACGUAUGCAUACGUAUGUCGAGUCUGUGUACAUAUAUAAAUACAUAUAAAUAGCACACUUUCGAGAUAUGAACAAUACGCUAGCUCGAGAGGAAACUCGACCGAAAGACACAAGCGUGAAAAAUCGGCAGAACGACACAGCGCGGAACUACAGAGAAAGAGAGCAAGUGGAUGUGCGUGUAUGCGACGUACGCGUGUAAUGAACGAGAGCGAGGCGGAUAAUAUGACGUAGUGAGCGAGGGGGGGGGGGCACGAAGGUUUAAGGAUUACUCUUACAGACAGAACAUAUUUUAAAUAAUUAAUCGCCAAAAGACAAGUUUUUAACUUUAAUCUCGUAGCGCAUAAGAUCAAGACAUAAUUUAACGUAUAUUAUAAUAUAUACAUACUAUACAUAAUAUAUAAAAUAUAUAAUAUAAUGAUUGAAAGUCGACUCUAAAAUUAAAUUUAAAUCGAGAGUACAUGGGAAGGCAUAAGAGUUCUUGCCAACGGUUACGUACAGGUAAAAAAAAAAAAACCUCGUAUAACGACGGAUCUCUAGAAGGUGAGGACGAAACGGGGGACGGGAAACGCGAGUGACGAAGCCUCGAGUCAUCGCGCUCGAAGAUCGGCAGUCCCGAGAAUUUCCGUCGAUAUGAAGCCCACAAUUUGGAUAUAUUUCUUCUCGUCCUAAUUCUAAAAUCUUUGUGCAAUUAUUAUUGCAAUUGUAAGACGUCACGUCCGCACUUUUAUCGUACGCGAUGAGCAUUGCGUGUUCUGCGCGCAGCAGAGACCGGAAGUUCGAUGGACGUAAGAGGAUUUCGGAAAGAGAUUCUCUUUCUCUCUCUCUCUUUCUUUAGAAUAAAAAAUAUUCUUUUAUAAAUAUUUAUUAAUCGUUAUAAUUCUCGUCGUUUUACAUUGCCGAUUCGAGAGAUCAGAUCUACCGAAAAUUAUUGACAUUUUUUCCGCCGGGUAAACGUCCACCGGACAUCCGUUGCUGUGCGUGCGUCGAAGAAAUAGUAUGUAAAACUAGAAUCGUCAACUGCGAGAGGUUGCGUAUCAGGGACGAAAAAGCUUAUAGCGUCGAAAUUUUUUUGUGGAGAGUGAACGCAUUUUUUUUCCUUCUAACGCGCUUAAUUGCGGAUAAGAGUAAGGAUAACGUUUUUGUUAUCGGGAUAAUCCGUUCCCGGUCCUUAUGCCAAUGACACUUAGGUAGCACGCGAGAAUAGAACGCCUCGAAUUUCUAUUCGUCAUCAGUGAGUUACGAGACCGUUUGACGAGGGCUUGCUAGCCAGUAACGAGCGACAUGUAGUUUCCGCUUUCCGUUCGAGGUCUCGUUUCCGAUUAGCGUGAGGGUAGGAAUAAUUGUGCCAACAUCAAUUCUUCCAAAUUUAUCGCCGUUUUGUGCACACGUGCGCGAACAGCGAGAUAAUGUCAUGUCAUGCUCUUCGAUGCUCUUCUUCGACGCAUGGCCAACACUGCGCUCUCAUAAUUUCUCUCUCGACACGAUACAACCACUCGUUCGUGUCACCGCGUUUUACGAUCGAAUUCUCUUCUAAUUUCUGCAUUAAAUUAUCUCGACAUAAUUUGUUGCACAUCCGAAACAAGAGCGCAAGGGACUUGAUUGCAAUUAGAAUUGAUAUUUUUUCCUCGCAAGCUGACUCAAUAAUGAGAGAACAAAGUCGAGCCGGAAUUGAGGGAAAUUAUAAUGCAUCGCUUCGGCGCCUGCUCGGAAUGCAACAGUUGGCUAACAAGUGGUCUCUUUCGCGCGAGAUGCGGUAUGAUAACGUGCGAACGGCCGACGAAAUAAAAUACGACGCCCUUUCAAAAUGAUACUCUGGUCGAAGUUUUCCCAUUGACAGUCUUCAUUGUCCCCCCGUCGAAAAUUUUGAGUUGCUCUGUCAUUGACUGAGAAUUCAAUGCUAACGUGAUCGAUACUCAUUUUCCGGACAGCAGCAAUUAUAUCACAAACUGUAUCGUAAUAACAUAGAAAAAAAAUAUGACAAGAUACAACAAAAUUUUACACUAAGUUUGUAUUGCUUUACUUAAAGAUUUGAAAGUUUAAUUCUUAUGAGCAUUUUUCUCGAGAAGAAAUAGAUACAUUUUUUUAAGGAUAUAAACAUAAUAAGCUCGGAAUUAGUACUUAAUGAGAAUACAAAAUGUACAAUUUUACAAAUUGUACUGUGAAGCUCGUUUUAACCACAAGUGUGCUCUUUUAUAUUCCAACGAUCCUUGAAACCUAACUGACACAAGAAAGGAAGGCGCGGAAGUUUUGAAUGUUCAACAGAAAAUCGACGCGACGAGAGAGAGACGCCUUAGAAUCUCGCUCUUAAUUUUUCACCGCGGUUCCGGACGACGUUGGCCGAUCGGAGUUGCAUACCGGUGAUCUGAACGCCCGCACAUGAUACGCGCACUCUCCAGUCGUUGAAACGAUUCCCACGAUCAAUGCUGAAGCAUGCCGCAACGCUGUGAUCCUACGAUUUUAAUAAACGCCUGUAUCCUCGAAAGCUGUUCUCGAAACGAUUACUAUAUUACGAUCGCGCGAUUACUCUUUCGAAUCCCAAAGGUAUCUCUAGUCGAGUCAAAACGUUUAGUGAAACCGACCAACGCUUGGUACAGCGAUUGUUUGUGCCGCGAUUAUUUAUUUGCCUGAUUAUAUUUAUGCCGAUUCGUAUUUAUUACGUUGGCUUAUAGUUUCCCGCAUUUCUCGUAACGAUGCGCUUUUCCUAUUUACUUGAGAUGUUAUAUAAUACUGUUGCGAAUAUUAUACUUGUUAAAUGUCUCCGUGAUAAGCGAACCGACGACAGUUGCCCGUAGCGAGUUGCCUGUUGCUGAAGAACGGAAUUGUUUCACAGACCCAGAUUGUACCGUCCAGGCGAGAGUAGUGUCAAACAUCGGUGAUAUCGUUCCAGCGGACGGUUUAUCUAUCCACGUAGUAGUUUAUCUAUUCACACAAUGUAGUUUAUUUUUUUUUGAGAAUUUUUUAAAAGAUAUAUAAAUAUUCAAGAAGAUGAACAUUAUGCGUUCUCUGAAAUAAUUGUUCAUAUACCAAAAUUACAUUUAACAUCUAUAAACAAAUCUUAAUAAAACUCUACGUCUACAUUUAAAUACAUUCUUUUUACAUUGAACGAUAUUUUAUUUCACUUUCAUUCCUUUUAGUUCAGUUUUAAUCUUCAAUGUUCGAUUACGUCGAUGGAUGAACCAUUUCCAGGCAACGCGAGUAAAAAAAAAAACGAUGUAUAACGAUUCCUCGCACGCGUUAGCCGUUUAUCGUUGUCGACGACGGGUCAUAAGCCGCCAAGGCUCAAUAGCGAUCGGCAACGAUCGAUCCGGCAAUUGUCGUUUGUUUUGGGAGACAUGUAAGUCUUAAUCGUACUAAAAUCACGACGGUGCGCGGCGUCAUUCGCGCAUCGCGAGACUGACUUUAACGCUCGCUUGCAGGAAUUUUGGAAACAGUGCAAUUAUGACUUAAGAGUCUGCGGAUCUAGUCAGAAUGGGGAAGGGGAUGGGGGGGAAAUCGGGGAGAAGGGCGCGCGGAAUUUCUAGCGAUCUCUAGUCAGGACACGUCGUUUUCGAGUCCCAUUCGAGAGAAUGUCGAUCGUAUCGGACAUCAUGGACACGUCCGCGCGCGAGCAAAUCUUUAAAAAUAAUUGCUAUAUAAAAAAAAUUAUAUAUAUACAGAUAUAUACAUAUAUAUAGUUUAGGUAUCCUUACGAAAGUGCAAAGGGACAGCUAAUAUAUAUAUAUAUUGUGCGGCGGUCAGUGUGUGAAAAGGAGUGCGUGACGAUGCGGUCGGUGCUUUAUCGAGACGGUGCGCGUAAAGACGACGCGGAUGCCCAACGCAUACUGGUAUACUUGUACAACACGGUCCAUUACGCACGUCCCCUCUUGUUUUUUUUUUUUUUCACCGUGCUUACGGCAACGGAUGGAAGGCUGCGUUUUAUUUUAUCUGCUACCCUCCUCGCACGCGGCAUGUCCGAUCGACGAUGUCGAGUUACGACGGCGUUUUCACUUGCGUUUCUCGGAUUUGGAUUUGCUUUCGACCGCCGUAGAUCACUCUGAGGACGAUCCGACUGUAUCCCGUACUCGAGGCUAAGAGUGUAGAAUUUUCUAACUGUACUUACGACUAUAUAACAUCUAACCUGUAUAUUUUUACAUAUUGAAUAUAGGGAAGCGAAAUUGACGGGUUGACAGGAAUAGGCGCGGGUGAGAGUCGAGUAUAUAAAUAUAUAUAUAUAAAUAUAUAUAUAUAUAUAUAUAUUAAAGUACGCGAAUAGCAUAGAGCCGAAUAACACGUACACUCAUACACGAACUUAAUAUAAACUUGAUAAAAUAAAAUACGCAUAAAACUCAUACACACGUACACAUAUACAUACGCAUACUUAGGCACGACAUGAUAAGUAUCGUCGAGCCUUGAGCGAGAAAGAUAUUAUACAGAUCGUAAGGGAUGAGAUCAGUUUUAUUGUUGAUUUCGGCGUGACAUACAAUAAAAUUUUGUAAUCGGCGGCCCUGGGGCUUGCGCUUUCGCGCCCGGGGCCCGAGAACGUUGCGUAGUAUAAUCAAACCCCGACGUAACAAUGCGAGUUUUUCCUCGAUCAGACUCGGGGCGACUCUCGGGAGCGAUCGGGAUCGCCGAGAGCGCGUGAACGAGACCGGGGCACGAGAGAAAUCAGCGUGCCGAUAAUCCGGAGAUCGGGAGGGAGGGGGGAUGAGCGCAAAUGUCUCUCGGCGAUCUUGAGAAUGCACUACGAUACUCGCCGCAGUAAGUCGGAAGAAGAUAUCUGUACAUAAGAAAAAAACUACAACAUAGCACAGGGUGUACGUACAUGCCGGUGCACACGUAAUGUCCUAUAUAGCGGAAGUACUAACUAUGAUAGCGUAUGAAAAUAAUAAGACGUUCGCAGAGCAGGCCAGGCGCUUGGUGAUGAAGGUGCAUCGCCCCUUUUCCCCUUCACGACGAAUCUCGCCCUCGCAGGUACGAUCUUCAAAAUGAAAUUGAGAGAGAGAGAGAGAGAGAGAGAGAGAGAGAGAGAGAGAGAGAGAAACCGUGCCCUACGGCAUAGUAAUGGAAAUCAUUUACGAUCGCUACGCUCGCAUCUUCAAAUCAGAUGACAAAUUGGACCGAAACAUGCAACGCGACGUAAACAAGAAAGGAAAAAGAAAGAAGGUGAGAAGGAAGUAGCGAAAAUAUUCGGGCACGCAAAUUGGAUCCAAGUUGUGUUUUCUAUUCCUGUUGUUUAAGAGUAACUCUCGCCGAUAAUAAUGCAGGGAAUGUGCAUUAAUAGCUUAAUUGAUCUAGUCGAAGUAUAUUGUCAUUUUAUUAUUCGGUUGUUUUGAUUAUGUGUUGUUUACGACAAGGCAUAAAGAUGCUCUGCUAAGUUUUGUACGCGCAACACUAUAGACUAGAUUUUUAUUUUAAUACGGUAAUUUAUUCUAGUGCAGGAUAUGUUAAAGAACAAAGUUUUUUUAGUUAGCAAUGAAACAAAGGAUUCACCCUAAUAACUAUUUAUUACGAAUAGAACAGUAUUAACAUUGGAUACGUUGUAAGCGAAUGUGCAAAAUUUAUGAGUUGACCGACUGAAUAGACGAGAUGGUUGAUUUAUUGCUAUUAAGAUUAUUAUUGUUUGAUUAUUAUUGUAUUAUUAUUAUCACUAUUAUCAAUGCUGCUGUCGCUAUUAUCGCAAAUAUUAUUACAAUUAUUAAUAUCCGGCCAAUGGCAAUUAUUAUAAUAAUUUCGUGACGAAUUGAAAAUCGGACGACUGGAUCGGACGCAAAAAAAAAUGAAACUUUAUAAAAGAUUCGUGCGGAAAGGCGACGACUCGUUCGUAAAAAGUUUAUUCAAUUCGAUUCGGUUGCGAGCGUACGCCGAGAGAACGAUAGACGACCGAUGCCACGUAGAUCAAAAGUAAUAGAUAAAACGGUAGUUGCGCGAGAUGCGACAGUUAUUAGCAUAUCAGCGUGUUGAGCUUAGAGAGGCGCGCGGAACAAUGAGACCACGCGUGAUAAUAAUAUUACCAGUAGUGUAUGUAUGCGUUUAGAGAGGAAACGAGAGAAAGAGAGAAGUACGUACAACGCGCGGAUGUUUCGGAGACGCGAGAGACGUUGCACCUGAAAAUGCGUUCCUCUGUCAGUAUUAAAAACGCGAUGUCAUCGACACUGUUGUGAAUUAUCGAUUAUUAUUAUCAAAAACAUUACGAUUAUAUACAUAUUAUUAUUAUACCAUCAUGCUGUGUAAGAGACGAAUAAAAUAUCGUUAUUGUCUCUAUACUAAUGCAACGUGUUAACGUUGGAUUAGCAUAGCAUUGCUGUCUAUGCAUUUUUCACUUUGAAAUUUAACUAUCCUUAAGAUUCAAAAUAUCAAAUUGCACCGAUCAUUUAAUAUAUACUAAACGAGCCUAGAGAGCAACUAAGUGCAGGAGUAUGACGUCGGUACAUAAAAUGAAUUGACAGAGAGACGUUCCGGCAUAGGAACUUUCGUAUAUUGCUGCGUAAAAGAGGAUAUCGUGCAGUGUCGGUGGUAUCGAAUGUCGUGAGGACGAAGUUGUAAUUUUGUAGCGAAAAGAGCGAACAGAACGCUUGUGUUCGAUCGAAAUCUCCGAAGAUUCGCUCCGAAGCUUUUGACGGCAGAAUUUUUCGUCAAAAGUACGAGAAUCGCAGUUGUGACGUGUUUUUGACGUUUACGGUGUUAGAGGCACGUAUUCGAGAGGUUACGACGGAUUAUUCACCGCGCAGCGAACGUCGAGAAAUUCUGCCGACGCCUGUAGAAUAAAUAGUUAUUUAUAAAGUCACUGUAUCGAGGGCGAGAGCUAUAAGGUACGAGAGGCGGAGUGAGGGAUGGAGGCGCGAGGGGCGCGAUGCAGAGGUGGGAAUAGCGUGCGAACGGAAGAUAUGCCAUUUUGAAUUAUUAUUUUCAUAAGGAACGUGUAAUAUAAAAUAUAUAAUAUAUAUAUAAUAUAUAAAUAUAUAUAAAUAUAUAUAUCAAUAUGGACGAAUUAACAGCAUCAUCGGGACUUAUGAUCGCGACGAUGAUGAUGGUUAAUAUUAUUAUUAUUGCUAUUAUUAUGGUUAUUGAUUACGAUUAUUAUGGAAUGACGAUUAUUAUUAUAACGAGAAAAAGAAGCUAAUGCAUUAUAUAAAAGAAAUAAAAGUAAUUAUACACUUAACACUUACGUUAGGAAGCUAGAUACAUACAUUUGAUGCAAGCGAGAAAAUGGAGUAAUCCAUGCGUUCGACGAAAAGUCUGUAAUUAACAUGAAAAAAAAAAAAAAUUAACGUCGUACAUUUCUAUAUCAUGGUAGAACACGGGGACGUAUAUAAAGGACUAAUAUUUUUUAGCGAACGUCGCGGAUAUCUGCAUUUCGUCAAAAAUCAUGGAAUACGAAAUGGUCAAGUCGAUAAGAUAAAAAGAAACGUUAAAUAUCAUUGAUCUGUAUAAAUCUGUCCUUCAUAUAUAUUUCUGUUGAGAUGAUAUAUUACGUUAAAUUGAUUCCGACGCGUCGUCGUGUCGAAUCUAAAACCAUGUAUCGAUCGGACGGAAAAAGGGUCUCCCGACGUUUGCAUUUUACGCGCCACGGACGUGUUCCCGUAUUCGAACAUAAAACUAUAAUGAUUUGUUUCACAUGUUCGUUUAUCUUACGUGAACGCCGAGCCGAAAGUUCUGUACGACGUACAUUAUCUCACUUGAAGCUCGCAUACAGAUUACAUAACUAGCUAUUACGGACAUGGCCAUUAGCAGAGAAGUGUAUCAUUCAAGAUAGUUUAUCAUUAAAGAAACGGUAAUCAUCAUAGAUAUAUUAACGACAUUAUUUAUAUUAUUACGCAUAUUAUAUAUAAAUAAUUGAUAACAUACUAACCCCCUCUAGGGUGAAGUAUUGCGAGGGGGGGAGGGAGGGCAAAGGGGGAAAACUACGAAAGGGUCGUAUCCAAGUGGGCGCGACGGCGGCGGUGCGUCGUUUUUUUCGGGAUGUCACCGAUACGAGAGUGAAAAAAAAAAAGAGAUAGUUAAACAAACCGCCAAUUACAUUAACUUCGACAGUACUAUUAUUUGUAUAUGCCGAACGAUUAUGCCGUUUUCAGCGCAACAUAUUUUGGCAAUUCUCUUUGGUGAUAUGGUUCAUAGCGAUCGUGUUUUGGUGAGAAAGAGACAGAGCGAAAGCGAGAGAGAAUGAGAGAAUGAGAGAAUGAGCGAGCAAGAGGGAGAGAGAAAGAAAGAGAGAGAGGAAGAGAGGGAGAGAAAGGGAGAAUGGCAGAGGGAAAAAGAAAGAGAGAGAGAGAAUGUGACAUAGAGUGACAGAAGACGAAGAGACCGGAGAGAGGGAGAGAAAGAGAGAAUAAAAGAAUAAACCAAACGAACAAAAUAAAAAUCAGAAGUUUCUAUACUUUUUACGGAGAUUGUUAUAGUCUAAGCGCACACUGAUCAAGGCAUUCGUCGCUCGGCAAAAAACAUAAUACAAUUAUUAAUAUAAAAUUUAUAACAGAAAUAAAAAUAAAUGAAGUUAAUAAAUAUGUACACUGUAUAAUAAACAUUAUUUC
Monomorium pharaonis (pharaoh ant) is the source of this 21246-nucleotide messenger RNA. It is a transcript of the gene bru3, whose product is annotated as CUGBP Elav-like family member 4. Lineage: Eukaryota; Metazoa; Arthropoda; Insecta; Hymenoptera; Formicidae. The record is from RefSeq and is a predicted model, not a curated record. Gene Ontology annotation, biological process: regulation of alternative mRNA splicing, via spliceosome; mRNA splice site recognition. Gene Ontology annotation, molecular function: mRNA binding; oxidoreductase activity. The coding region runs from base 1034 to 2071 and encodes 345 amino acids. Gene Ontology annotation, cellular component: cytoplasm; nucleus; ribonucleoprotein complex. The transcript is spliced from 12 exons.